Messenger RNA from Etheostoma spectabile (orangethroat darter), 2222 nucleotides. Its product is annotated as dynein regulatory complex subunit 4. The record is from RefSeq and is a predicted model, not a curated record. Gene Ontology annotation, biological process: flagellated sperm motility. The transcript is spliced from 14 exons. Gene Ontology annotation, molecular function: small GTPase binding; microtubule binding. NCBI's taxonomy places the organism in Eukaryota, Metazoa, Chordata, Actinopteri, Perciformes, Percidae. Gene Ontology annotation, cellular component: microtubule; motile cilium; Golgi apparatus. Bases 164 to 1921 code for a protein of 585 amino acids.
UCAAGGGGAGGGCUUUAGAAUCUUCAAACUGCCACAAAUCACAGAAGAAGAAUGUGACAUGGUUGUCAUGACAAUGCAUCUUGUCCAAAUUCAGCCAUACUGAUUUAACCCUAAACAUUUAGCUACAUUUUCACUACCAACAUUUGUCUUUGAGCAAAAUUUCAUGAUGCCCAAGACUAAGACCGAAGGCAAAGGUGGGAAGCAGAAAAAGGACAAAAAGCCUAAAGAGAAGAUGCCCAAGGCUCAGGCAUCCAAGACUGAAGACGAAACCAAAGAGACGGUUAAAGAGAAGUCGCCAGCAGUGCUGGACCGGCCUUCAACGGUAGAAAAGAACAAGGAUGAGAUGUGGGAGGACUGUGCAAAUGUUCAAGAGGAGUUCUAUAGGGUGCUGAAACAGAAAAUGCACUUUAAGAUGGAGAAGGACAAGGCCCAAAGAUCCUGGGACAACUCCAAGAGAAACCUGGAUGAGGCCAAGGCCAGUAUGAGAGAGGGGCUCAGGUUAAAACAAGAGGCCGAGAGACAUCGCCAAGCAGAAAUUAAAGAGUAUGAGCAGAAGCUGAAACAAUUGGAAACUGCUCACCACAACGAGAUCUGUGAGCUGAAGGUGGCCAUCUCCAGGACCUCAAAGACCAAGAGAGGCCAAGUGGAGUCAGAGGUAGUGCUUAAGAAGAAAGAAUACAUUUUACAAGCGGACAUGGGAAAGAAAGAUUCAUAUGAUAAAAUCAUUACUAGAAAAAUCAAGCAGACACAGCAGGAUGAAUUAAAGAAACUAAAUGAUGGCUAUGAAGAGAAAGUCAGAGAAUUGGAGGGCAACUAUAUCAACACAAUGAAAAUAAUGGCCGAAGAGAACAAUCAAAAGACACAAACUAAGCUAGAUGAGAUCGACAACCAAAUUAAAAUGAGUAUUGUGAGUGUUGUGGCGGAGCAAAACAAAGCUUGGCAAGAUCUCAACAAGUCCAUUGAAGAUAAACAUCAUGUGUUCUUUGAAAAGGAGAGGCUAGAGACAGAACUUGAAGCUGCAAAAGGAAAGGGUGAGCUACUAGACUGGAGGCUGGCUGCAGCUGUGCAGAAGAACAAAAGCAGAACAGAGUCUCUGCAGGAAGUGGAGCCAAAGCUGUCUGGAAGCCACACACAGCUGGUGGAAGAGAGAAAAGCCAUGGCCAAGAGUUUGAAGAGGGGCAAAAAAAUGAGUGCACAUAUACUCAGGGAGAGACGUGAGCUGUAUUUGAAGCACCAGCAGUUGGAACUGAAAAACGAACAGGUUCAGCAGGAAUACGAUGAGCUGCGAAAGAGGCAGACUGAGGCCAUUCUGGAUGUGCAGCAGAAAAGAGACCUGAAGGCCUUGGUGCUGGAGAGGAAGAUAAAGGCCAUGACAGAAAUGCUGGAGAAGGAGCAGCUUGAACUCUGGGUGGCGCUCGCAUUCGGACAGGGAGAUCAAAGGGCUGCAAAAAACAUUAAGGAACUUUUUGAGUCCAAAGAGAGCACCAUCAGAGCUUUGAAGGCUAUCGUGUCUCGAGAUUUAAAGGAGUAUGAGGACUUGGUUAAGAACACAGCAGUAUUGGGGAUCUUUUUAGACACAUGGCUCCCAAUGGGUGACAUAAAAAACUCCACGAGGAAUGCCUCAGAGCAUAGCGUUCCACUACAAAACCAGAACUUUAACAACUUGAUGCAGGAACUGACAGCUUUGUGCAUCUCUGAGGAUGACUCGGUCCAAAAGGGCGCCCUGGGACUGAACCCUGUUAGUGCCAGUCCAGACAGUGAACUCCUGCAGCUCUCAGGAGCCUCUGGGUGGGGUCAGGUGCCUAUUCCCACUGAGUCUGAAGAUGGGGGUUCCUGUGUCAGUGACCAGCAGUCUAUGAUGACUACUAGAACUACGGACGACUCACUGCUGGAUGAAAAUGUUACACUGUCUGACUCUUGAUUUAUUCAUUCUCACCAGUAAUGCCGGAGAAACUAGUACAGUAGAAUAGUUAAGAUAUGUCCUUAAGAUGCAACUAUGAUCUAGAAUUGUAAACUGUAUGAUUUUACAAGAUACAAAUGAUAUCCUGCAUAUUAUAAAAUAUCUCAUGCUACUUCCAUGAAUGUAAAAACAAAGUGUGUGGUAUUAAUACCUGGCUAGGGUUUACAAGACUUGUGGCUGAAUUCCUUGCAGCAAAAGAGAGUCCUUCAGAAACAUGCUGUGGGUCCAAUCUGUAAAAGUGCUUUAUUAAUAAUAAUAAUAA